This is a messenger RNA of Candida dubliniensis CD36, 360 nucleotides long. RefSeq names its product dithiol glutaredoxin (gene TTR1). Lineage: Eukaryota; Fungi; Ascomycota; Pichiomycetes; Serinales; Debaryomycetaceae. The transcript has a single exon. Gene Ontology annotation, molecular function: glutathione disulfide oxidoreductase activity. Gene Ontology annotation, cellular component: cytoplasm; nucleus. The coding region runs from base 1 to 360 and encodes 119 amino acids. Gene Ontology annotation, biological process: cellular response to oxidative stress. The record is from RefSeq and is a predicted model, not a curated record.
AUGUUCCGUACAUUAUUAACCAAAAGACUAUUCAAUACAUCAAUAAUGGUUUCCUCGCAAGUUAAGAACAAGGUCGAAGAAUUGAUCAAAACUAAACCAGUUUUCAUUGCCUCCAAAUCAUAUUGUCCAUACUGUCAUGCAACCAAGAAUACAAUUGAAGCUAUAACAAAGGAUGCUUACAUUCUUGAGUUAGACGAAAUUGACGACGGUGCUGAAAUCCAAGAAGCAUUAUUGGAAAUCACUGGCCAAAGAACUGUUCCAAAUGUUUUCAUUGGUGGUCAACAUAUUGGUGGUAAUUCCGAUGUCCAAGCUUUGAAAUCUAGCGACAAGUUAGAUGACAAGAUCAAAGCUGCUUUAUAG